Salvelinus fontinalis (brook trout) is the source of this 6761-nucleotide messenger RNA. Its product is annotated as UBX domain-containing protein 11-like. The transcript has 16 exons. Gene Ontology annotation, biological process: proteasome-mediated ubiquitin-dependent protein catabolic process. The record is from RefSeq and is a predicted model, not a curated record. Gene Ontology annotation, molecular function: ubiquitin binding. Lineage: Eukaryota; Metazoa; Chordata; Actinopteri; Salmoniformes; Salmonidae. Bases 3486 to 5150 code for a protein of 554 amino acids.
AUCUGAAGAUGGAGGGGAGGGGGAGGGGGGGGGCUUAGAUUUGUUUGAGCCCAUAAUUUAGGUUAAUAAUAACAUGCAUGACCGUAGAAAUCUCCCUGGGUACGUCUCAAUAGUCCAACGUCGCUCCUCCUUCAUCUGGACUGAUCUGAGAAGAGAUGGACUGAUAAAAGACAUUUCAUCAUAUCCAAUUACGAUCUUGGCUCAUCACAGCAACUCCCCAACGGGUUCGGGAGAGGCGAAGGUCAAGUCAUGCGUCCUCCGAAACAUGACCAGCCAAACCGCGCUCCUUAACACCCGGCUGCUUAACCCAGAAGAAUGUGUCGGAGGAAACACUGUUCAACUGACGACUGAAGUCAGCCUUCAGGUACCCGGCCCGGUACAAAGAGUCGCUAGAGCGCGAUGAGCCAAGUAAAGCCCCCCCAGCCAAACCCUCCCCUAACCCGGACAACACUGGGACUUUGGAUCUCCCGGUCACGGCCGGUUGUGACACAGGCUGGGAUCGAACCCGGGUCUGUAGUAAGGCACUCAAGCAGUGCCUUAGACAGAUGCACCACUCGGGAGUAGCCCCAAAUGUUACUUCGAAACUAAUUUAGGAUUGCCUAAACGAAGGAGGUAAACACUUAUGCGACAACUAUAGUUUAGUUAUACAUUUUCUAUUAAUUUGUACAAAUGUGUAGAAUUUUCUUCUCCCUUUGACAUUAUGGAGUAUUUUGUGUAGAUCAAUGGCAAAAAAUUACAUUUAAAUAUAAUUCAAUCCCACUUUGUAAUGCCCCAAAAAAGUUCAAGGGGGUAUAGACUUUCUAUAGGCAUUGUAUGUGUGAAAGCAUUUUUGAAAACAGGUGGAGGUAUUGCUUUCCAUUCGACAUAAUUUCUCUUCUAUGUCCUGCUGUGCAUUUUCUGGCACUAUCAACGUUUUGUCAUUUUUCCAAGGCUAAUGCCUAGCCUAUCCCUAGCCCACAAUGCGUCAUGGGCAUAGUCUUCAUAUGGCUCCAUUUAUCAGACAGAGAAAGAAAAUAUCAAGAAGAGUGUAGAUACACAACUUUAUUUCUGUAUCUGUAUGAUUAUUACAAGAUCAUUUGGGUUAAGUCUUUCAUGGUGUUCAAUCAUGGAAACGGGUCAGCUAGGUCUACAGCACCGGUAAAUAUAGUAGGCCUAGUCAUUGAAGCUAUUCUUAUGUUGUUGCCACUGUUGUUGCAGAAGUUCUGCAGAGUCUUGUGCAAGGAGAGCAUACCAAGUGCUACAGCAGAGUCUGAAGUCAGGCAGGUGCAACCAUCAGCCCCAACUGCAGCAAAAACGGAAGAGUCAGGGUGCUUGCCCCCGAUUGCCUACAGAGAAGAUAGAGGGAAGAGAGAGAGCAAGAGAAGGAACUGAAUUUCUACACUCUUAGAAAAGGGGCUACCUAGACCCAUAAAAGUUUAUUCUGCUGUCCCUGUAGGAUAACCCUUUUUGGCCUCAUGUAGAUCAGAUGUAGAACCGAUGUAGAACCCAACUUACCCAACUAACCAUCGUAUAACCUUUUAAGAACCCUUUGGUGAUAAUAUUCUACCUAGAACCAAACAGGGUUCUCUGGGACAGCCGAAGAAUCCUUUAUGGGUCGUUCUUGAAUUGUGGUGUAUUUACAUCUACAAAAAACACUUCAAAAUUACAAAUAGUUACACAUCAUACAUGUUUUCUGUUUAUUUUGAACUGUUUAUCCAUUUAUCACAUACAUUAUCAUUAUCACAUACAUUAUCACAUACUGCAAGUGCUUUAUACUGCAAAACGUUAUGUUUAGGCAUUGUUGAAAGUACUUAGGCCAAGCAAAUUGACUUGUCUCGGUAGUGACCCAGUACAAUUGUAGUGACAUGUUUUGGGGCAUUUAAAGAUGUCAAUCUAUGUAAUAUUUUUGAAUUCUAGAAAGUAAACAAAAGUAUUAUACAUCUUGUAUAGAUCAAUAAAAACAAAACAGGCUAUUAAAAGAACUAUUAUUUUUACAAAUAUAAUAUGUGUCCCUAAGUUUAUUCCCAUUGGUGUAACCACCUUGAAAAUCCCUCAUUACAAAGAUAUACAAGAACCUUGCAUUCCCUCCAGUUGCAAACCGUUGCACUGGAAAGGUCUAUAUUAAAUACAAUUAUUAGUUAAUCACACCCUUUCAGUAUCUCAUACAUUUGAGGAUUCCAUUGAAAAUUUGGUGUGUCUAAAUAAUGUAAUUUGUGUUACACAUUUUACAUGUAGGGAAAUUACACUGUGAGCAAAAUUAUGAAACAAAAACAGUUUAGUAAAUUAUUUUUAAAGGGUUAAUGACCUUAGAUUCGAGCAUCUGUGUCCUCCAUUAAAGAAAAUCCUCAAUUACCAAAAUGUAGUCAUUGGAGUUACCAUCACUGGUGUAACUACUCCUGCUGGUGCCACAAAGUUAUCAUAAUAGUAAAACAUUAUUAAAAGUCAUUAAGCUCCCAUAUUAGUUAAUUUAGAAUGGGAAGAUGUACCCAAUACAUCUUUAUUUAUUUUUUUAAAUAGAGAAAAAUGAAAUAAAUGUAUUCCAAAAUGCCACGCCCAAAUGCCACUGCAAUUCAAGAACAACCCUUAUUGCAGGUAGGCCUAUAGACCCGUUAGCAUUUAGCACAUUAGCACAUGUGGAAUUGUGGUUCCAUUCAUCUGAAAGACAAAGUAAAUAGGACGAUUUUAGACAUUUCACAACAAUUUAGGCUGUUGCUUAAACGUUCACACAAUACCUGGAAAACGAAUCAUCACAAGUAAGUGCUAUUGAUGAUAUGUAUACAAUUUCUGACCUCUACAUUGCUGAACUCUACAAUUAAUAUGGCUAAUCUCUACUUAAUACUUUACUAAUACUCAUAUUUUGGUUCUUACCUUGACCUCUGUGGUUGAAGGAUGCCUCACCUUGGCCUCUGUGAACACAAACAGCACCAGCAGGAUGAAGACAGCACAGACCAGAGUUGAAGAGGGUUGAGUCUCUGAACAGCAAAAGUGUAUCGGUGUUUAUUUCAGCUAGAAGAUGAUGGGUCUGAAAGGGAUGUGUGCACCAUGACUGCAUGGGCACAAGUACAGAGAUCUGUUUUACAGUCAUGAGCAGCGUAAAUUCACUUUAAUAGGGACUACAAAUAAUUGUCUUGAUAUUUGGCACUAGUGAAACAAAUGGGUAUUUUUGUAUUCUUCAAUUUUUUCCAUAUAUGCCAAUAGCCUAUUUAAUGUAUUGUAUUGUAUUGUAUUGCAUUGUAGUGUUAUGUUUUGUAUAGCAUGCUAUGUAUAGUUAUGUUUUGUAUAGUAUGUUCUGAUCUAGGGCUAGGUGUGUGACAACUUUUGAAACAAAAGUAGACUAGUGUUUGGGUACAUCAUUCCAUUUAUAUCAAGGUUUGUCGAUGGAUGAUUACAAUGUCAUACUUUGAAUAACAAUGUAUCACUUUCAUUUUCAACGUAUCCCUUUGGCUGGUUCUUCACGGUGUGAAGGAGGGUGUAUUUAAUUCUGGAACCAGCAACGAGCCAAUGAAAUGUCACGAUCCACGUUACCAAUGGCAACGAACUCCAAACAAUCCUCUAGAUGUAAAAGAAGAGCAAGCACAAUAUUCCAACCUACAGAAUCUAGAGUCAUUCACUUUCUGCUAGCCAUUUGUGCAUCCUAUCGACCCCACGUGUUUUAUGAACGUAAGGAGAUGAGCUCACCACUUUCAAUGUUGAGGAAAACCCGACGUGUUCCUCUUCCUGGGCCCAUGAACCAGCAAGGGAGAAGAGUGCCUUUCAAGGAGAAUCCAUUUGCAGAAUAUGAAGCUACUCUGCUGAAUGAUGUAUCUGCUUUGAAUCACCCUACGCCUCAGGCUCAAGCCACUGAUAUUGCCUGUCCUUCCAAAUCAAAAGCCAAACAAAGGAAAAGCAACAGUAGUUGUGCACCCCCUAGUGAUUUUGAGCUGAUGUCCUCUAUGAUGCAGAGGCUGACCCUGCUGGAGACCAAGGUGAAGACCCAAGCCCUGGACAUUGACCACAAGGAGAAAAUAAUUACAGCUCUGGAGGAGAAAAUAAAGCUUCUUCAGAAGUCAACAGAGAAAAACAGUGAUAGGUGCAGAGAGGAUGAUCUCAUAAAAACAUGCCACAGGCUUCAGGGCCAGUUAUCGGAGAUGGAGCGGUUUCUGAACGACUACGGCAUGAUCUGGGUGGGGAGCGGAGAGGAGCGCGACACAGCCAGUCAACAGGAAGUAGAGGAAGCUGAGCAGACCCAGAGCUCCGAGAGAGGGGUGUGGCAACCAGAGACCUCUGUGGCCAGGAGGAACUUCCAGAUAAACUUUGACCUGGUGCUCCAGAACAUCCAGCAGUUGAACAUCCUGGCUGGGGAGGGAGAGUCCUACGUCAGGGUCACGUCCAGAGGGGCACAGCUGGCCCAGCACCACCUCAUUCCACUACGGCUCUACAGCAAUGGCAUCUUCAUGUUCAAUGGGCCCUUCCGCUCUUACCAGGAAGCCAGCACACAGCAGUGCAUGCAAGACCUGAUGGAUGGAUACUUUCCUUCUGAGCUACAGGACAGGUUUGCAGAUGGGGUGCCCUUUCAGGUUCACGACAGGCGAGAGGAGGAGUUCCAAGAGAGGCGACCGUGGGCGGAGUUCCCUGGGAAGGGGCAGGCUGUGGUUGGAUGCACAAAGGGGGAGAAAUCAACAGACAGCUUAGAACACGCCUACUGUACCGUCUCCCAGAUACCCGACAGAAAACUGACAAUGGACCAAUUCCUGAACAGGCUGCCCAAGGUGGUGGUGAAGGCUGGUAGAGUGAUUGACAUCAGGGACUCCGUGAAAGCCAGUCUGCAGGGCUCUUCUGAUGCUUCAAACAGCCUUGCUGUGACCCUCAUAGACACACCAGAGCUACAGGCCAUGAAAGAGAGGUUGGAGUUGCACGAGACUGAUCCCCCUAACUCGGCCCGUGAUGUCACCACACUGAGGGUGAAGUCAGAGGAUGGCGAGCACACCUACAUCAUGAAAAUGCGUUUCUCAGAGACCAUAGGUCAUCUGCGCCAGUAUCUGGACAAGCACAGAUGGACAGAUGCCACAGCAUAUGACAUCAUCAGUGCGUUCCCACAGCGCUGUUACAAUGAGGACUCUCAGACACUCCUCUCCUGUGGGCUCACUCCCAAUGCUGCUCUGCUGCUUAGGACUAGGCCAGGCCCUCAAUGACAGAACAACAAAUCGCCCUGUCACUCUCCUCAUGGUUAUAAAAUACAGCAUUUACUUUCAUAAACAUGUAUAUUCAGAUCUGAUAGGGAUUUGACACUAGGGGGUGCCAACACUUACAGAACUAUCCUUUUCAGGAUCAUCAUGACAUGGGAAAAUCCUAAUUUCCAUAGGAACACUUGCAUAAUUAUUGAUGUAGAUAAUUCACCUUGAACCAUGACUGCUUAAAAAAAAAAAAAAAAAAAGGAAUAACAUUGCAUGAGCAAGAUGCAAGACUUCGCUCUCACACACACCGUAUUUGUACAUGGGCAUGGGUUCACAUGGGCAUGGGUUCGCUUCACACACUUAGGGACCAAAACAGCAGAGACGUUUAGCCUGGCGCGCCAAUGAUCUUAGUUGUUGCGGAAAAUUGGCCCACUAUACAUCUACGUCAUAUCGCUGACUCUACCUUUAAAAUGUACAGAUUUUAAUCAAAGUAAAUUACAAUUCAUCAUGUGGAGAUCACCAAGCCAACUUAUUGAAAACAAACUUUAUUUCUAAAAUGUGUAAAUACAAUUAAGGAUAAAAAUAUAUUCAAUAUAAACAUGUACAUUUUUUGCAAAACAUUUGACAUAAGGCAAGUUUGUCUAACUUUGUUAAAGCUCAAAUGAGAACUCACAUUAGUCUCAUCUAGACAAUGUUAGACAUCCAAAUGUCUGUCCCAACUUAGUGUCAUGAUGUUCGUCAACUGAAGGAAAGCAUUUGACGUGACAUCAAUAAAUUAAACAAUUUUUUUGCUCUUCGAACACUGAAACAAACUAGAAUAAAGUUAGUGUUUAGUCAUGUCACACAUUUUUUUUCUCCCCAUGGCAAAAUACUGACAUCCAUUAGUUAAGUUAUUCAUUUGAAACCAAAACAUUUCUUGCUAUUAGAUGGAAAUAAAAUAAUACUAUCCACACGGAUGGCAUAGAGACAUUUUGCUAGUACAGAUAUGGGCACCAAAGUGAACACAGUGUAUAAGGACAAAGUAGGCACAGGGACUCACCUGUUAGAUUACAGUAUGUUGCGCUGUAAGACUGAACAGACCCUUACCAACAAACCAGUACCACAAAUACUGUUAAGGAGUGUGUAAAAUGGCUUCAGUCCUCUGUCACAGACCGUUAUCCCCAUAACUAGCUGUGACAGAGAUAUCUUCUUCUUAGAGGACAACCCACAAAGCAAUGUUUAAAGGAAUGUAUUGAGUUGCUCUGUUGGCUGAAACACUAAAAUAAGUAAAGUUUUGAGAAAGAAAGCCACGAGCAAAUUUAACUGGUGACGACAGCAAAAGCUCAGAACAUUUACAUUUUUGAUCUACACAUUGAUCAUCAAAGCAAAGCCCGCUACCUGAGAGAGAUAUCUGCAAACAUGAAUAUUUUUUACUGUGCAAUUGUACAGACGGGACAGAUGUCUCUGAAUAAUAUCUCAGUUAUAAUGCUGACAGAAUGUCUUUUCAGUAUUAGCCCUACCACUGUUAACAGCCACUCGCACGCCAGACUUCACUGCUACAAAUGUACCAUUUUAAAUAAUGGCGGGUUAGUAACAUUCCCUGUUGAAUCACUCAAAAAACAGAAUAAAAUAUUUUCAGUUGAUUGUCAA